Molecule: messenger RNA, 1707 nt
Organism: Anopheles maculipalpis
Lineage: Eukaryota; Metazoa; Arthropoda; Insecta; Diptera; Culicidae
Product: solute carrier family 46 member 3-like
Exons: 6
Coding region: 1-1707 (568 amino acids)
Biological process (GO): transmembrane transport
Cellular component (GO): membrane
Molecular function (GO): transmembrane transporter activity
Source: RefSeq, a predicted model, not a curated record
AUGAGGGACCUUCAGCCUCAGAAUGGCAUCGAGAAAGUACCGGAGAAACUGGACGAGCUGCCAGUGAAGAAAAAGAAAAGUCCGUCCUCUUUGCGGGAAAAGUAUCUGUACUUCAAACGCAACAUAACCGUCGAGCCCAUGCUGGCGUGCUACAUCAUGCCCAGCGUGUUGGCCGGAUUAGCGACGCAGAAUCUGAACCUGGAAAAAGCUUGUCGGGUGAAUCUUGCCUACGGAGACGAAAUCUGCGAUGCAUUGACCCGGCGUGACACAGCAAACUACACGCACGAGGAAGAAAUGGUCCAGCAUCUGGUGGCAAAAAUGGCCGGCUGGAAAACGGUGUUACAGAGUGCACUGCCCUGCCUGUUGAUACUGUUCUGGGGAUCUUGGAGCGAUCGUCAUGGUCGGCGGAAACCUUGCAUGUUGAUACCGAUCAUCGGCGAGUUUAUGACCGCGAUCGGGUUAAUUCUGUGCACGUACUUUGAAAAGGUUCCGAUGGAGGUGGCCGGCAUAACGGAAGCCCUGUUCCCGGCAUUGACCGGCGGAUGGUUCACGAUGUUCAUGGGCGUUUUCAGCUACAUUGCCGACGUGACCACGACCGAAGAGCGAACGUUACGCAUCGGAAUAGUGAACCUUUGUUUUUCUUUAGGCGUUCCGAUCGGCAUGGCCUUCAGUGGGAUCCUUUUAAAACAAAUCGGAUUCUACGGCGUCUUUUCCAUAUCGGCCUCGCUCUACCUGGUUGCGUUCUUUUACGGUGCGUUCGUAGUGAAGGAGGUGGACAUCAUCAACGAAAAACAACGAUUGCGUGCGAAGGAAAAGGGACUGCUGGCCGACUUCUUCGAUCGCGAGCACGUGCUGGAGACGUUCCGGGUUGCGUUUAAGACUGGCGAACGGCAGCGUCGUCUGCGUGUGAUCAUGCUGAUGAUAGUAGUUAUGGUUGUGAUUGGGCCACUCCAUGGAGAGAUGGCGGUAAUUUAUCUAUUCACACGCUACCGGUUCAACUGGAGUGAGGUAGAAUUUAGUUUCUUCUCCACGUACGGCAUGCUGACCGGGCUGAUUGGGACGCUCUUUUCCGUCGGUGUGUUUUCACACAUGCUCAAAAUAGACGACGCACUGAUUGGCGUUAUGUCAUGCAUGUCGAAGAUACUGUCGAGCUUUGUGUACGCGUUCGCGGUCACCACCUGGCAGCUUUAUCUGGGCCCCAUUGUUGAAAUGCUCAAUGGAACCUCGUUUAUUUCGAUGCGCUCGAUCGCUUCCAAACUCGUCGCAAGCGAUGAACUUGGCAAAGUGAACUCGCUGUUCGGUGUGGCCGAAGCGCUGAUGCCAUUAGUGUACGCACCACUGUACACCACAGUCUACUCGCUGUCUAUCAACGUGCUGCCGGGAGCAUUUUUCCUGCUAGGUGGCGCUCUCACCUCUCCGGCGGUAGUGAUUUUUCUCUGGAUGUAUCGCGUGCAUAGGCGCGAAGCUCGAGAGCUGGCGGAAGAAAAACGAGCCGAGGAUAAGUAUCGACAGCUGGACGAUAGUGCCGAAAGCAACGCGUGUCGUACGAUCGGGACGGAACAGUUGGAACGGAAGCAAACUGUGCCCGAUUAUGGUACGGGAAACGUUAAUGCUGCCUUCGAGGAUGAGAAUGUGUUUGCAGGAAGGCAGGAUAAACAACACCACCGAAUGACGCAAAUGACGACGGUGGACCAAUCCAAACUGUGA